Messenger RNA from Neohortaea acidophila, 957 nucleotides. RefSeq lists its product as uncharacterized. The record is from RefSeq and is a predicted model, not a curated record. The coding region runs from base 84 to 788 and encodes 234 amino acids. The transcript is spliced from 3 exons. Gene Ontology annotation, biological process: mitochondrial respiratory chain complex I assembly; aerobic respiration; electron transport coupled proton transport. Lineage: Eukaryota; Fungi; Ascomycota; Dothideomycetes; Mycosphaerellales; Teratosphaeriaceae. Gene Ontology annotation, molecular function: quinone binding; 4 iron, 4 sulfur cluster binding; NADH dehydrogenase (ubiquinone) activity.
CAUUGCCACUGCUCUCGCCCCCUCCUACGAACACUCUCCCUCCCUUCUCUCCACUCUCCCUUCAUCCUCACUACAUCGCAGCCAUGCUUCCACGAGCACGGCAGGCGACAGCAAUGGCGCUGCGCGCCAAACCCAUGACCGCAAUACAGCCCUUCCGAGCUGCGAACGCCGCCUUCAUAUCAUCCACCUCCUCGAAACCGGCAGAGCCGAUCAUGGGCAAGCCGGGUAUCGUGAAAGGAGGACCGGCUCCACCCCCGCCUAUGAAGUCGCUCUCGAACCAAACACAAGUGCCGCUACCGAGUCAAGAGGGGACGAAGGGCGUGGUGCAAUACGCACUCACCACCCUCGACAGCAUCGCCAACUGGGCACGACAAGGCUCCCUCUGGCCCAUGACCUUCGGCCUCGCCUGCUGCGCCGUAGAAAUGAUGCACCUGUCCACCCCGCGCUACGACCAAGACCGCCUCGGCAUAAUCUUCCGCGCCUCGCCGCGUCAAUCCGACGUGAUGAUCGUGGCCGGCACCCUCACAAACAAGAUGGCGCCGGCGCUACGACAAGUCUACGACCAGAUGCCCGAUCCCCGAUGGGUGAUUAGCAUGGGCUCGUGCGCGAACGGAGGCGGCUACUACCACUACUCGUACAGCGUGACGAGGGGAUGUGAUCGUAUUGUGCCCGUGGAUAUUUACGUGCCCGGCUGCCCGCCGACGUCGGAGGCGUUGAUGUACGGCAUUUUCCAGCUGCAGAAGAAGAUGAGACAUACCAAGAUUACGAGGAUGUGGUACAGGAAGUGAGCGGGUAGCGAAGGUGCGAGAUUGUUGGGAGUCAAAAGGUGUACAUAUGCAUUAUGGUAUUGGCUUGAGAUAGCGAUUUACUCUCGCGCCAUCCUUGUCUUAAGUCUGUCAAAGAGGAUAUAUGUCCUCAUUGAAGAUAAAUCAUGCCCAUCAAUGACUCGUGUUGAGC